ACUGCCUCAACUCUCAACCAAAAGUCACACAGAGAAAAAAGAGAGAGAGAGAGAGAGAGAUGGCAUUAUAUCAGAGCAUGCUUUUAUCAGUCUUUUUGUUAAUUGUAAUUCUAGUUUCAUCAGGGCCAAAAGUAUCCGAAUCAGCUAGAAUUUUCACUAUAAUAAACAAUUGCAAGGAGACAAUUUGGCCUGCAAUCACCCCAGGAGAGAACUUCAAUGGUGGUGGUUUUGCAUUAAAAUCAGGUCAAUCUGUUGUGUUAACUGCCCCUGUUGGUUGGAGCGGUCGAAUUUGGGGUCGAACUGGUUGCAACUUCGAUAAGAAUGGCAAUGGUAUGUGUCAAACCGGUAGAUGUGGCACAACCCUUAAGUGCACGGCCUCCGGUGAAACCCCCGCCACGCUUGCUGAAUUUACCCUCGCCACACUUGAUUUUUACGAUGUUAGCCUUGUUGAUGGCUUCAACAUACCGAUGGCAGUGAAAGCCAUUAAUGGAAGGGGAAACUGCACCACUGCAGGAUGUGUCUCGGACUUGAGGUCUGCUUGUCCUUCGGAGCUCGCUGUUAAGGCCAACGGGAAGACUAUAGCAUGUCGGAGCGCAUGCGACGUGUUCAACACCGACGAAUAUUGUUGCAGGGGUGUUUAUGGUAAUCCAGUUAUAUGUCAACCUACAUUUUACUCGAAGAAAUUCAAGGCAGCAUGCCCUACAGCUUAUAGCUAUGCUUAUGAUGAUCCUACUAGCAUUUUUACAUGUUCAGCGGGAGAUUAUGUUGUCACAUUUUGCUCAUCCAGGAACCAAACUGUGUGCACAUAUCACAACCACAAGCUCAUUUGCAGCGGAUCAAACCGCUUUAAAUCGUUGAUUGGAAAAUGGUGGUCCUUGAUGCUUGGAUUGCCACUGAUGAUUCACUUUUGGAUGACUAUUUAGCAGAAGCUCAUAACUUCAUUUGCUUUUAUUUUUUAUUUUUUUUAAAGGUUUAUUUAUUUAUUUAUUUGGGAAGGGGCCUUCUGUUUAACAGCAUCAGUGCUCCAAAUGAAUGUAUAUAUGAAGCUGAUUAUUUAACUUUCCGAAUUGUUUUUGUUCAAAAUUGAUCUAUUACAAUUACUAUGUCCAAAUUGCAAUAUA
Messenger RNA from Camellia sinensis, 1121 nucleotides. Its product is annotated as Pathogenesis-related thaumatin superfamily protein. The record is from RefSeq and is a predicted model, not a curated record. NCBI's taxonomy places the organism in Eukaryota, Viridiplantae, Streptophyta, Magnoliopsida, Ericales, Theaceae.